ACCUGCUAUCAUUACACAAAAAAAGAGUUUGUGUAGUGUUUGUUCCAUUUAGCUCAGAGAAAGAUGGAGCUCUAUGUGUUUAUGUUCAUGCUUGCCACACUUGUUGCUUCUGAGAAAAAAACUGUGCAUAAAUGGUUCUUUCUUUUAGGAUGCUCUGAUACAGAGAAAGAAAUGUUGUAUGGAGUGGACGGAGAGGAAUACUACUAUGCAGACUAUGUUAAAGGAGUAGCAGUAGAUGCUCUUCCUGACUUUACAGUUCACCCUUCCUUCCCUGGACUAUAUGACCAAGCCUUAGCUGAGAUUCAAAUUUGCAAAGCAAACUUAGCUUCAUCUAUCAAAGCUUAUAAAAAUCCACAAGUGAAAAUGGACAAACCUCAGACCUCCAUCUAUGCUGAGAAUGUUGUGCAGCUGAAUGUUGAAAACACACUCAUCUGUCAUGUGACUGGAUUCUUCCCUCCUCCUGUCAGAGUCUCAUGGACUAAAAACAACGAGGGAUUAAAAGCAGACAGUCUAAGUCAGUAUCGCCCAAAUGAUGACGGCACUUACAACAUCUUCUCCAGUCUGACGUUCACACCUGUGGAGGGAGACCUUUACAGCUGCACUGUGAACCACACAUCUCUUGAUCAACCUCAGACCAAAACAUGGGAUGUGGAUGUUGCUGUACCCAGUGUUGGUCCAGCUGUGUUCUGUGGAGUGGGUCUGUCUCUGGGGCUGCUGGGAGUUGCUGCUGGAACUUUCUUCCUCAUUAAAGGAAACAACUGCAACUGACAACUCUGAGAUGGAAGCAAACUCAGAAAAUAAACUAUAUAUAGUGUGUAGCAAGCCCUGCAAAUAAAUGUUUCAUUUGGCCCAAGUGGAAUUGAAAAUAGUGAUACUUUAUUCUGUCACUCAUCACAUCGAUGACAGGAAGCAUCUUACAAUUUUAGGAAUAGAUCUCAAUGUGAAGAGUUCAGAUGCAAAAGCCUCUAAGUGCCAUCUGAAAUUUUCUUCUAAAAUGAGCAUUAAUAUCAAGCUUGUAUGUUUAGGUUCAGUAAUUUCACUUUAAUGGCAAUUAAUAGGUCCUUUUCAUUGCCAUUAAAGUGAAAUAACUGAACAUUAACAUACAACCUUGAUAAAAAUGAAGAAAAUUUCAGACGGCACUUAGAGGCUUUUGCAUCUGAACUCUUCAUGUGUUCUUUAACAACAUUAAUAUUGUCUGGUAACUAAUGCAGAAAUGAGGCAACAUCUUUGCUUGAAAUGUAACACCAAAUACACUUACAUACAAUAUCUAAAAUCCUUGAAAUGAUAGUUGAUCUUUUUGCUAAUACAUCUUCAGUUCAUCCAGAGUGAUAUCUGAAGAUUGAUUGAUUGAUUCAAUUAAAAAAAAUUUUUCACAAAUAUAAUGGUAUUCUUAAAAAUUGUGUUACUGUGUGCUUGAAAAUAUAUAUAUUUUUUUUUACAUUUCCUGGCAUUGUUGUAAUCAAUUUAAAGUUAUAAAUUCUACAAGGUCUUGUACGUUUUCUGUGAUACACUCCAAAUAAAGCUUCUAUAUUUUGAUUUCA
Megalobrama amblycephala (Wuchang bream) is the source of this 1541-nucleotide messenger RNA. RefSeq names its product SLA class II histocompatibility antigen, DQ haplotype C alpha chain-like. The record is from RefSeq and is a predicted model, not a curated record. The transcript is spliced from 4 exons. Gene Ontology annotation, molecular function: MHC class II protein complex binding. NCBI's taxonomy places the organism in Eukaryota, Metazoa, Chordata, Actinopteri, Cypriniformes, Xenocyprididae. Gene Ontology annotation, cellular component: MHC class II protein complex; membrane. Gene Ontology annotation, biological process: antigen processing and presentation of exogenous peptide antigen via MHC class II; immunoglobulin production involved in immunoglobulin-mediated immune response; peptide antigen assembly with MHC class II protein complex. The coding region runs from base 64 to 768 and encodes 234 amino acids.